CCUCCCGGCCCCGCCCGCUGGAGGGCUGGUCUCCGCGCGGGCCUCGACUGAGAAGGCCUUUCCCUCUGCGGGAGCCCCGCCGCCGGUGGCUCCGCGGGUGCAGCGGGCGGUGAGGGACAGGGACAGCACUGCUGCCGUACUGAGCCGCCCGCGGUGGGCGCAGCAGCCGCUCCCAAUGCUUCGGUGGCUCAUCGGCGGCGGCCGGGAGCCGCAGGGCCUGGCGGAGAAAUCAUCUGUACAGACAAUUGGUGAAGAACAAAUACAGAAUCCUUACACGGAGCUCCUUGUGUUGAAAGGUCAUCAAGACAUAGUACGAUUUCUAGUGCAAAUAGAUGAUUGCAGGUUUGCAUCUGCAGGAGAUGAUGGCAUUAUAUUUCUGUGGAAUGCUCAGACCGGAGAAAAACUUUUUGAACUUCAUGGACACACACACAAAAUUACAGCUAUAGCACCAUUUCCUUCGUCAGAUGCUUCUGAAGAAAAAAACCACUUAAUUUUAACAGCAUCAGCUGAUAGAACAGUUAUUGUUUGGGACUGCAGUAGUGGCAGACAGGUUCAGAAAGUGUCAUGUUUCCAUUCUACUGUCAAGUGUUUGACAGUUCUUCAAAGACUGGAUGUAUGGUUGUCUGGAGGGAGUGAUCUAUGUGUUUGGAACCGAAAAUUAGAUCUCUUGUGUAAGACCAGUCAUCUUACUGAUGCAGGUAUCAGUGCUUUGCUUGAAUUGCCUAAAAAUUGUGUUGCGGCAGCUGUUGGCAAAGAGCUAAUAAUUUUUAGGUUGAUUGCUUCUAAUGACGGGUCUGAAGGUUGGAAUGUCCUUGAAGUAAAACGCCUUUUUGACCAUCAGGAUAACAUUUUGUCAUUAGUCAGUGUCAAUGACUUUACUUUUGUGACAGGUUCUCAUGUGGGUGAGUUAAUAGUUUGGGAUGCACUUGACUGGACAAAGCAGGCAUCUGAGUGCAACUUCUGGGACUCCUCUGUUCAUCCAGAUGUACAGCCAGAAAUAAAGUUGUCCCAAAGCCCAAAUGAAACUUCAGUUCAACACUUAACGUCUGAUGAGGAGUGUGUGUUUGCUGCUGUUGGGAAAGGCAUAUACGUAUAUAAUCUUCAAAUGAAGCGUGUGAUUGCCUGCCAAAGAACUGCUCACGACUCCUCUGUACUGCACAUUGAGAAGCUCCCAAACAGGCAGCUGAUCUCCUGUUCAGAAGAUGGCAGUGUGCGCAUUUGGGAGCUCCGAGAAAAGCAGCAGCUGCCAGCUGAACCAGUUCCAACAGGGUUUUUCAACAUGUGGGGAUUUGGAAGGGCAAACAAGCAGGCAAAUCAAACUGCUAAGAAGAUGCAGGAAAAUACACCUAUGUAUUUCUUGGAGCUGGUUGGUGAUUUGAUUGGUCAUUCGUCAGCUGUGCAGAUGUUCCUGUAUUUCGGUGAACUGGGACUGGCUACGUGUUCUGCUGACCACCUCAUAAUUUUGUGGAAGGAUGGUGAACGAGAAUCUAGGCUCCGCAGUUUAACACUGUUUCAAAAAUUGGCGCAAAAUGGUGCUUUGCAGCUCAAAUUUUAACUUGCUUGGGUUAUGCAGGCUAUGUAUGUGUAAACUGGGUACGUGUUAAAUGUGAGUGUGAAGGAAAGUCUGAACUAUUUGGAAUGUCACUACCAGUAAGGUUUACACUUAAUAUCAUGUAUUAGAAUUAUUAUUAGUUGCUGUUACUCUUCUCAAAGGAGAAUUUUGCAUGUUGAAACUUACUUAAGUUAUUCUGUCAGCAGAAACGGUGUUCUCUUGAAAGACUGAAGAUAAUGAUAGUUUCUAAUAUUAUUCCUAAUGUUUAAAAAUAUCAUGGGCAGAUGUCAAGAUUUGUGAAAAUCCUUAAAUGGAUCAAAAGUAAGGCAGCUAGGGGCAUCCGCAGUUUUAUGUGCAGGAAGGAAGCAUGAAAAAAAACCCUGAGUCUUCCUGCUUGAUGUAACUUAUUUCUUGAAGCUAAACUUUAGUCACUCAUGGCUGAGAUUUAUGUAUCUAGAAAAAAAACCCAAAGAAACAGUUCUCAAAUAGAAUUCUGGUAUUUUAAGUUGUUAUCCUGCACCAAUGGUAAGUGCAAGAAAGAAAAGUAGGCAGUACUGGUUUGUCAGGUUUUCAUUUUUUGGCAAAAUAGGGUAUAUAGAUACUCCUCACUUGCAGUAGCUGCCAUUUUACUGCAGGUUAACCUACACCACUGGAUUUUAUACAGCACCAUUAUCAUGUUUAGCAUGAAGUCUGAUUGGUUUAGCUUAGUCUUUCCACAGAACAUUCAUUAAAUUAAUUUGUAUCUAAUAAAAAGCACCAGCGUUACCAUGGAUUUUCAGGAUGUAAAAUACUUUCUUAAGCAGUAGCAGUUGACGUGUUCAGUAUUAGCAAAACAUUUCUGCCAGAUGAAUAUUAAAUUCUUAGCUGAAGUUUGAGUGCAGAGAAAUCUGCACCAAGUUUAUAAGGAUAAGUAGUAUUUUAGGGUUUAAAAAUAAAAAGCCUCUAAGAAAUAAUGCCUUUUUCAAGUCUGAGAUAGCAUCAGUAAUCUGCAAGCUAAACAGGAAUGGGAAAAAAACCUAAACUAAAGAACCGCAAACCAAAGCAACAAAACCCCAAAAGCACAAAAAACCCCAAAAAACCCCGCAAAGUCAAACCCGGAACUGAUACAAAGAAAGUGUGAGGGAGCAUGACAUAAUGAGUGGUAAGUUACCAUUUGAGCUAGGGAAGGAGGGAAUUGGGGAACUUAGUGGUCAUAAAGCCAUGAGAAGAGGGUGCUUGGGUCUCCUCAGAAUAUCCACCACUUAAAACAUCUUAGGAAUAAGUCGCUUGCAGGUUAUCAGUGCCAUCUCUUCUCUUUGAAUCAAUGAGAAUUGUUUUUGCUACAGGAGACCGCAGAGCUGUAAUCCCAGACUUAAGAUCCCAAGAAGUGGUUGUAUUAAGUGCAAUUAAAACAAAGGGCUAAGCAGAUCCUGACAAGAGCAGAAGCAAAAGGAGGAAGCUCCAGCUUUCUAGAAGAAAACGAGGAGCCUUAUAGACUUGCUUUCCCUAGUCUCCCUUGACACUUGCCUUCCCCCUACCACCCAGAAGCCAAGCUUUGCCUCUAGAGUCUGACAGUAACCUUCCCUGGAAGGCAGGGCAGAGGGACAGUAAAAUUUUUGAGCUGUAUUUUUCCCUGACUUUAAGUCAACUUGCAGAACUAGUCUUGAGUGUAGAGCUCAAAAUGACAUAUUUCAAAACCAUAAAACAGAUGGAGAAAUUGUUAAAUUACUAUGUCCUUUCAAUUCAGGAGGGUUAAGUCAGAGUUUAGUUUUGAGCUGCAUGUUCUUUGCUCAUGGUGGCUAUUCUAUAGACCAGCAUUGGAAAGGCAUUUGUAUUGCAGCUGAUGAUAACAUGCCUUGGGGUAUAUGGUAUUCAACUUGGGGAAGAAAGGCGUGUUAAGUCCUUCUGCCUGAUGGUCUGUAUUUUUUCAGCUUGCUUUCAUAAUAAGUGUUGUGGUUUUGACUACCCCAGUCCAAGCUGGUAAGAUCAGCUCUUGGCUCUUUUUUCCUCGUUUCAAUUGAAAAAUAACUGUUUAGUUGUAUAUAAAGUGUAUGUUUACACACUGCUACUAAAACUUUACAGUGAAAACAAAAAAAAAUAGGGUUUUUUUUUUUUUUUUUUUUUAGAGGUUACUGUUGUCAUCAGUUGCAACUAGAGAGAAGGAACAUCAUCUUUUUAUUAUCUCGUCUUCCUAUACCAUGAGAACAACUAUUUCAUUUUUAUGUGACUGCUUUAAAGUGAAUACCUGGUGGAGAAACAGACCUAUUUAACUGAACAGUUCUAGUCAGGAAACUCACUGUGUAUUUUACAGGGAUGUAAUUCAGCCUUAAAUAGUCCUACAUGCAUGUAUAAAUAUUUAUAUCUAUCAAAAGUGCCAUUGUUCUCAGAUACGCUCUCCUAAUAGAGCUCACAUGUCUUUUCCUUUAAAGAUGGUUGAGUUGAAAGUAUUAAAUUGAGUUCUUUCUUUUACAAAUGAACUUUGAGCAGAACAGUGAACACAGUGGGGCUAUAGUAGCCCACUCCUGUUAGAUAAAAGUUUAUCACUUGCUGUUGGGAAAUGUAGUGAGCAGAAUGAGGGUAACCAGAUUAGAAAUUUUGCUUCCACUUUGUCCUUUUAAAUUUCUUUUUCCACAUCUCAGUAAUGCAGAAUUCUGUGUUCACCUCAUGGAGUUAACCAGCAGACAUACUCUUAAUACUUCUGUAACUCUGAGGCAGCUGUUUUACUUGUCUGUGCACUGACAAUAGCAUGAAACAAGCAGCUGUUAAUCAACUGGACAGGUCAGAGUCUAGGAGAUCUGACAAAACUGGCAGAUGAUGAUUAAUCUGUGCUGAUUUCUUCUGCUCUUAAAAAGAACAUACUGCCACACACUGCUUUUUUACUUAAGUCUCUGACUGGGGGAAGAAACACAGGAUCUUGCAACAAAUAUACUGAUGACACAUCAACGCCUUAACUUGUGAACCAGAACUGAGGCUGAAUUUUAUUUCUUAGGUUCCUUCCACCAUUGACAUUUUCUUCCUUGUGACAGAAGUGCGACAAAAAUAAUGAAUUGAAAUGUUUUACAUGGGUGUGGUUUUACAGUGUUGCUGUAUUUAACAAAUUAAGAUGACAAAGCUGUAAAUCUUCUGAAAUCCUUUUCUCUAAUGCAAGCUGCAGGGAGCGUUUAGUCAUCAGAAUAGUUAAGAUACAACCACCAAGAACACUAGUUCUAAACAAAAGAAUGGUAAAAGCAAACAGUUUACAAUAUAAAAACCAGGUUCAACUUACGUGACUAAAAAUCCAUUGAAGAAUGUUGUAAUAGAUAAUAAGAAAGAACGAAUAAAUGUAUUUCACCAGAAACACCAUUCUUCAGAUAUGCACAAUGCAGCAUUUUAAUACACAGCAACCUGCCUUAACUAUGACAAAAGUAAGGUUCUGUUACAAUUCUAACAAAAAUAUAGCUUAUAUACAUUUAUCUGCACUUACAUUUUAUGAAUAUUUCCUUUUGUUUCAGAACUUGGUACAAAACAUACAAAAAAGGUUGGCACAUUAUGUAAGCUACCUGCAGUAGACAGCAGUCAUUGUAACUUUUCUUCCACAGCAAUCUAAACUCUAUGUGUUUGGUUUUGUUGGGGUUUUUUUUACCUUUACUGGAUUCAAUUCAUGAUACAGCAUAGGAAAGGUAAAGAGUAUGUCUCCAGACCUUUCUUUUUAAGGAGUAGUGGACUGCUUCUUCAACUGCAGCCACAGCUUUGAAGCUCUUGCCUGCAGCCUGGAGUGCACAGUCUUAAAAAUCAGCAGUUCAGCUAGUAUUUAUUAACUGAAUAGUCUGAGAGUAGUCUAAAAUUUGAACUCGUGUUCUGCACGGGGUUAAAAUGAGAUGUACAAAAAUACGCAUUUGUGCUUUGGAAGCGUUAGCAUAAAUUUUGUAUCUUAAAACUAAUGAAAAACUAUGUUUGAUUUCUAACUUAUUUACAUAAUUUGAAAUAGUUUUUACUUCACAAAACAAACCAACAUUUUAGUAGGAGGGAAAAAGCAGUACAAAUUAUAAUGCUGUUACAAAUUAUAACCUGGAAACUUUUUUUAAAAUGCAACAGGCUCAUCUUAGAAGUAAGUAGCACAAUAUAUAUGGACUUAUCAUAAAAUUUAGAUCAGUUUAAUAAAAUUGAUUAUGUGUAUAAACACCACUAUAUAGAAAAGGAUGUUGACCAAGUGCCACAAUGUUUUUUGUGUAAAAUUUGAUGAAAGAUUUCAUGUUAACAUCUCUAAGAUGGCAGAGAAACAUGUGGAUGGCACGAAUUUUACAGAACAUCUUGUUUUCCUCAUUAUAUGACUAAUUUAAAGGGAAUUUGACUGCUACCAAGAUUUGAUAUGGAAAAGAAAGAACAGUGGUGCUCUAAGAGAAAGUUUCUAUAAGAAGGUUGUGUUAAAUGGUGCAGGGUUUGUUUUUUACUGUGUCCUGUUUAUCAAGGUUUACUUGUUCUACUGUGCACAUUCUCUUCUAGAACUGUUCUUCAGCUCUCUAAACUGUAUCAAUAGGAUUGGAGAAAGCUUAUGCUAGAUAAGUGGGAAGUUUUCAUGCUUAUUUGUCAACCUGUUCUUACUGUACUGGUGACUAGGUUACCCCUCUGUCUGAGAAACAGUUGUAUGAAGUGUAGUGAAUACAGUUGUAUCAAUUACAAGAUUUGACAGGUGUAUGUUCAGUAUAAGAAAUUAGCUUCAGAAGUACAUUUUCUGCCACAAAAUGUUAUUUCCAAAGAGCACUUAUUAAUCUGUGGAUUACGUAGUCUUCUUGAAAACAUUUUUCUUUAGGAUUCAGAGAAGCUUAGACAUGAUGAAUAAAAUAUUUCCUUCUUGCCACAAAGUCUCAAUUUCACUGGAAAGGAAACACCACCCCUCUUGUAUCCAAGUCUGUAAGCGAUUCACAGUGAAACUGGUAGAUCAAGAGGUCUGGUUUUCUUGCCUUAGUGUCAGUUGUUGUUUUCUGAUGGGAGCCUGAUGCUCUUGCACUUUAAUUCAUCCAGUGUUUUCCAGUGUUUGUAGUUGUUAGCCAAGUGUUGCAUCAAAACCGGCAGAUGUGCAAAUGCUGAAAUGAACAGGAGGAACAGUUGUACUAUGUGUACAGAACAGGCAGAAGAACAGCCCAACCUUGUCUGAAAUUGGCGUUCUCCUACUCUUUCUUGUUCCUUCAGCUGUAAGCUAAUACUAAAAGCGGAAGGAUUUUUCAGUCUGUUUCUUUCUCAAGCAAAACUCCCUUUCUUAAUGUAUGAUGAUUUCAUUAAAUUGCACUAACACUGUG
Molecule: messenger RNA, 6807 nt
Organism: Strigops habroptila (Kakapo)
Lineage: Eukaryota; Metazoa; Chordata; Aves; Psittaciformes; Psittacidae
Gene: WDR41
Product: WD repeat domain 41
Exons: 13
Coding region: 176-1555 (459 amino acids)
Biological process (GO): regulation of autophagy
Cellular component (GO): lysosomal membrane
Molecular function (GO): protein binding
Source: RefSeq, a predicted model, not a curated record